Molecule: messenger RNA, 2053 nt
Organism: Rosa rugosa (rugosa rose)
Lineage: Eukaryota; Viridiplantae; Streptophyta; Magnoliopsida; Rosales; Rosaceae
Exons: 1
Coding region: 52-1206 (384 amino acids)
Biological process (GO): protein localization to plasma membrane; phosphatidylinositol phosphate biosynthetic process
Cellular component (GO): plasma membrane
Source: RefSeq, a predicted model, not a curated record
UUGAUAUCUUUCUUUGUCUCUCUCUCUCUCUCUCUCUACCCGAGUAAUUCAAUGUCUAACGAUCCCUCCACCACCACCUCAUCCAUUGCUGGAGACACCACCACGGCAACCACAGACGAUACCAUCAGCACCGCCACCACCAUCCCAGAAGACACCACCAGUUCGACCGCCCUAACCUCCACCACCAAAGCCUCAACCUCAUUAGACUCCUCCUCAUCCUCCACCUCCUCCAAACCCCAAGCAGCAGCAAUCCAAUCCCUCUCCGCCAUCCUCCCCUCCCUCUCCUCCACCUCCUACACCACUGCCCGUUCCCUCCUCCACGACCCCCACACAUCCUCCCAAAUCUCCUCCCUCCUCAAACAACCCGACUCCGGCGCCGGCGACAACAACCUCUGCCGCUGGCUCUACGACACCUUCCAGUCCUCCGAUCCCGACCUCCAGCUCCUCGUCCUCCGCUUCCUCCCCCUCGUCGCCGGCCUCUACCUCUCCCGCGUCCCCCUCCGCAUCCCCCUCGCCGGCUUCGAGGCCGUCCUCCUGGCCCUCUACGCUCACGAGACCGCCUCCCGCGACGGUCAUUCCGUCACCGUCAACGUUCCCGACGUGUCCCACCCCAGCCUCUACCACGAAACCAAGGCCGCCGCCGUCAAGAGCAACGCCACUGGGCUCAACUUGGCCGUUAUAUCUCCCAGCUUGGAACCUCACGGCACCGUCAGAUCCACACGGAGGGCUAGGAUCGUCGGGGUCGCGCUGGAAUUGUACUACACCAAAAUAUACGAAAUGCCAGUCGAGUCCAAGAUAGAUUUCUGCGAGUUUUGUAAGGUUUGGGCUGGUCAGGACGGAGAAAUGUACAAACAGGACGUGGAAAAGAGUAGUGGAAACAAAAUAAACGAGGGAAAGGAGGAGGGUAGUUUGGGGAAUAAUGAUAAGGAAGGGAUGGGGAGGGUUCCCUUGCCAUGCGAAUUGCUCCAACCAGUUUUGAGGAUUUUAGGGCACUGCCUUUUGUGCCCUAAUCAGAACAAGAAGCUCACAGAUAAGGCGAGUGAAGCGUGUAGGAGCCUGUAUGCGAGGUCUAUGCAUGACAUCAAUCCCAAGGCAAUUUUGGCUACUGGGAGUUUGCUUAGGCUAGCUAACAUGGCUUUCGACUCCACCAAGCAAGACCUUUUAGAUCCAACUGACGUUCCCAAAUCUAGAGUCAUCUCUAUGUAGGUAGCUACCUAGCUAGCUUCUAUGUAAUCGUUGUAGAUCAGCAAUUUCAUUAUUUUUGUUAUAAGAAAGUGUUCAAAUUUGUUCGUAUCAAAACUCAAGUAAAAUAGCUUGAUUUUAUUAUUGGGUCCUGACCUUUCUCUUUUCUUUUUUGAGAGAGACUCGUAUGUCAGACUGUAUAAUUGAAUCACUGGGUACAACGCCAAUUAAGUUACCAAGAGUACUCCAUAUAUGAUGUAUUACCAAGCCAGUCUAGCUAGCUCAUAAUCAGCAGCCGAAUUUGAAUCUCUGUAAAAUAUAUAGGAGAUAAGAAGCAACCUGGGACACUGGGAGGGAGUUCAAGAGAAGAAAUAUCAUAUAGUAUUCUUCGGAGAGUCGAGUUGUAAGAAGAUGAAUUGGUAGCUUCAAAUAUCAUAAGGCUGUCUGAAUCAAACAGGUACAAUUCGAGAGUGGCUGUGGCCAGCUAAUGUUUCAACAGCUUCAGGAGAACUCAGAGUCAACCUCAAAACAAACUCCUCCCAACACCUACAGCAGUUCUAGAAAGUCGAUCAAAUGCACUAUCAGUGUUGGCUUUUCUUGAGAUUAAGGUUCAGAUUUCAUAGCAGGUAACGGACUUUUUCGUUGUCUUUGUCUUGCAAUACUGUUCAUGUAUUAUUUAUUUCUUUUAAGAGAAAUGAAAAUCUCUCUCUCCAGAGCAAGCUUUUAAUCAUUCAACUAAAUAGAGCUCCUUUCGCUUUAUGUCCAUUUGCUACCUCUUCCCAUAUUUUGUAUUGAGCAUACACCUACUGUGGACAAUCAAAACCAAUCAAAAGAUGCACAAGCUGCCACACCAGAUUAAUACUCUUCAACC